ACACAACUUUGAGCAGUUUUUUAUAGAAUCGAGACCGCAACGAAGGAUCAUAUACUAUACUCUGGCUCCAUGAGAAUAAUCAUUGAUAUUAUGGCCGCGGGGUUUUAUUUCCUUCACGCCUAUCCUAAAGACUCUGUACUCAGAAUGGAACUUCUAGGCGUCCUCAGAUUGUUAUGCUUACUUGUAGCAAGUGUGGUAGCUACAGGCCCUGUUCCCCUCCAAAAGAGCGGACUUGCCGGCAUCGAUGGCUUCGAAUUCUACGACUUUUAUUGUGCGCAUGCCUGCUACCGAUCAUUCUCGCCUUUCACUUUAUCAUGCUCCAACACUAUCGAGGAGGGCGGCCAUACGACCGCCGACGACCUUGCGCAUGAUAUACGCGCCUCGUGCAUUGAAAAGUCCUGGGAGACGGAGAUUACUGGAGAUGUGUCUGUCACACCGCAAUGGAGUUAUGGGGAAACUAUGAGUAAGAUCGUGGAGCCUCCUUUGCGUGUGCUUACUGGAGAAGGCAUGUUGAAUGAGACGGUGCUUACGACUAUGGCCGUGUUCACCGAUACGGAAAACACAUUGAUAUACUACUUUCGCGAGACUGCUUUGGAGUCAUAUUUCGGACUCGCAAUAUGUGUGGCCAUCUUUGCCCUUCCGAUUUUACUUACGUGGAUGGACUAUCUCCCAUUCAUGACUCGCGUACGAGAAAGGCUCCAGCCACAACUUUGGCCAAGCAUCAUUGGCACAUAUCAUGAACGACCACUUCCUUACUUCAUUGGAAAUGCUCCGACCAUUGGCCAGGCCCUAUUCAUUCUUCUCAUGGUCAUUCUAAACGGCAUCUUCAUCUCUGUCGACUACAAGACCUUGUACCCAGAGCGGCUUAUGCAGUGGUACGAGAAUCAUUACCAGGAACUCAUGUUCUACGUCUGCCUUCGCGCUGGUGCCAGUGCCUUUUGUCUCACACCGGUUAUGUUUUUGUUUUCAAGUAGGAAUAAUAUCCUCCUUUGGUUAAUUGAUUAG
Talaromyces stipitatus ATCC 10500 is the source of this 1005-nucleotide messenger RNA. RefSeq lists its product as uncharacterized. The record is from RefSeq and is a predicted model, not a curated record. Gene Ontology annotation, molecular function: ferric-chelate reductase activity. Lineage: Eukaryota; Fungi; Ascomycota; Eurotiomycetes; Eurotiales; Trichocomaceae. Gene Ontology annotation, cellular component: plasma membrane. The coding region runs from base 70 to 1005 and encodes 311 amino acids. Gene Ontology annotation, biological process: copper ion import; intracellular iron ion homeostasis; iron ion transport. The transcript has 4 exons.